This is a messenger RNA of Colias croceus (clouded yellow), 1551 nucleotides long. Its product is annotated as calphotin-like. Bases 139 to 1551 code for a protein of 470 amino acids. The record is from RefSeq and is a predicted model, not a curated record. The transcript has 4 exons. Gene Ontology annotation, cellular component: nucleus. Lineage: Eukaryota; Metazoa; Arthropoda; Insecta; Lepidoptera; Pieridae. Gene Ontology annotation, molecular function: DNA binding.
CGAUGGGUAAUCCCGAACACAGCAAUUGUACUAUGUUAGAAAGAGAUGGCAUGAUUUUGCACAUCGCCAUCUUGGAAGUGACGACGUGGCUAGUGCCAUGCGGACACAGGAGCGCCACGGUUGUGCACAACGUUCAAGAUGCCUCGAAACUACCAACGUAAAACGGUAACAAAAUAUAACGUGGAAUGGAUUAAUGAGAGUCUAUUUGUUGAAUGGCUUCACCACUUCAUUUCAUACGCCAAACCUACUAAGGAUGAUCCUAUACUCCUAGUUUUGGACAACCACGAUAGCCAUAUCAGCCUUGAUGUCUACACGUUAUGUCGUGACAAAGGUAUCGUUCUAUUGACUCUGCCUCCACAUACGUCCCACAGACUACAGCCUUUAGACUUAACAUUCUACGGACCUAUCAAGACAGCAUAUAACCGAGAGUGCCAAUAUUACAUGGCUGAACAUCCUGGAAGGGCCAUAACACAAUAUGACGUUGUGGAAUUAUUCACCAGAGCUUUCAAUCGAUGCAGCAAUCUCGAAAAAGCAGCAAGUGGUUUUAGAGCUGCCGGAAUCUAUCCCUUGCAUCCAAUCGAAUUCGAAGACACACAAACUCCACCUGCACAAAAUUUUGUAGUACACGUUCCUGACCCACAAGCUUCCGAAGCACCAGCUCUUGUACCUGCUCUUGAACCACCAGCCUUUGUACCAGCUCAAGUACACGUUCCUGACCCACAAGCUUCCGAAGCACAAGCUAUUGUACCUGCUCUUGCACCACCAGCCUUUGUACCAGCUCAAGUACACGUUCCAGACCCACAAGCUUCCGAAGCACAAGCUCUUGUACCUGCUCUUGCACCACCAGCCUUUGUACCAGCUCAAGUACACGUUCCUGACCCACAAGCUUCCGAAGCAACAGCUCUUGUACCUGCUCUUGAACCACCAGCCUUUGUACCAGCUCAAGUACACGUUCCUGACCCACAAGCUUCCGAAGCACCAGCUCUUGUACCUGCUCUUGAACCACCAGCCUUUGUACCAGCUCAAGUACACGUUCCUGACCCACAAGCUUCCGAAGCACAAGCUAUUGUACCUGCUCUUGCACCACCAGCCUUUGUACCAGCUCAAGUACACGUUCCAGACCCACAAGCUUCCGAAGCACAAGCUCUUGUACCUGCUCUUGCACCACCAGCCUUUGUACCAGCUCAAGUACACGUUCCUGACCCACAAGCUUCCGAAGCACAAGUUCUUGUACCUGCUCUUGAACCACCAGUGUUUGUACCAGCUAAUGACAUACAAGCUCCUGCACCUGUUCUGGAUAUACUUGAUCAUAGAGCAGAAACUCCUGAAAAACAUGUAGCUAUUGCACUAUCUGACAUUGUAAACUUACCUAUUAUUACCCCUAAGACUACAAAGCGCAACAUCAAAAAGAAACAUUCCGUUAUUUUAACUAGCACACCUGUCAAAGAUGAACUUCAAUUAAAGCUAGUCUGGGUCAAUGGCGAACGAUCGCAAUUGCCCCACCAGGUGUUCGUGAUUGCCCGACCAGAGUCGGGUAAACACGAACACUAA